This is a messenger RNA of Protopolystoma xenopodis, 351 nucleotides long. NCBI's taxonomy places the organism in Eukaryota, Metazoa, Platyhelminthes, Monogenea, Polystomatidea, Polystomatidae. The record is from the annotation of a GenBank genome assembly.
CGCCUCUACAAAAUGGUUCUAACAAAAAACUACGAAGAGCUGCGUUCCGGUAGCCUCAUGAACACAUUGGUGCAUCUACAAAAAGUUUGCAAUCAUCCCUACCUGAUGCCCGCUGGUGCAGCGAUUGCCCCUCGCCUCUCACUGCCAGAAUCAGAUCGCUCUUCGGGCCAUCUUCCGCCCUUCAAGCCUGAUAUCCUCAUCAAUGUGAGCGGAAAACUGGAACUCAUGAUGCGACUUCUCGAAGGUCUCAAGGCGGGAGGCCAUAGGGUUCUCAUUUUCUCAAAAAUGACUAGUCUUCUCGACUUGUUGGAGGAGGCGCUCAUCUUUGCGAAGCCUAUCUCCUUGGGCUAG